This is a messenger RNA of Periophthalmus magnuspinnatus, 804 nucleotides long. RefSeq names its product mitochondrial ribosomal protein L40 (gene mrpl40). The record is from RefSeq and is a predicted model, not a curated record. Gene Ontology annotation, cellular component: mitochondrial large ribosomal subunit; mitochondrial ribosome. Lineage: Eukaryota; Metazoa; Chordata; Actinopteri; Gobiiformes; Gobiidae. The transcript is spliced from 5 exons. The coding region runs from base 113 to 718 and encodes 201 amino acids.
ACACUUACGUCAUUAUUGUGCGCGACAUUCACCCGAUGCGUGACAUCUGUGGAUUUUGCUCUUACUGGUUUAUUUCUUAUUAUUUAUAGCUACGAUCAAAUUGUGUAAAAUAAUGUCGCUAGCAUUUUCCCGUUGCAUUUGCAGGGUUUUGCCCCAACACAUUGUUCAGCGAAGCUCACUGGCAGAGGGUCAUGCUGCAAGAACCGCUCUUUAUGUUCCAGCAAUGACCCUGAGGACAACAGCCCCGUUAAGAGCUGAACCUAAAAAGAAGAAAAAAGUGGAUCCUAAAAGGGAGCAGAUGAUGAGAGAAAGGCUUAAGAAAAAACUGAAAAAACUGGAGAAAGUACCACCUGAACUCAUCCCAAUAGAAGACUUUAUUACACCAACUAAAUGCCUGGAUGAAGAAAGAACACGGCCUAUCUCAGCAAUUUCAUUUGAAGAGAGUGAACGCAGAGCUUUGCUACUGAAAGAGUGGUCUCGAUAUAAACAGAAGCAACACAUGGCUGAAAUGAAGGCUGUUGAAUCUGCACUUGAGUCUCAGAGAGAGGCGCUGGAGGAACUGAAGAUCACAUCUGAAGAGCUAUAUCAGGCAGCCCUAAAACCAGACUUUACUCUUCUCCCCUUCACCCAUGAGGGUCCUGCCUACACACCACCGAAAUCCAAAUAUGAAGCUCCAGACGGGAAAUACACAGAUACAACCAGGGUUUAUACUCAGUAAAAGACUGCAAGUGUUUUGCCGGGACACUGUAUUGUUAAGCAUUUGUCUCUAACUCAUCUUUAGUGUAAUAAACACAUCUUGGGGAA